Penaeus chinensis is the source of this 792-nucleotide messenger RNA. RefSeq lists its product as uncharacterized. NCBI's taxonomy places the organism in Eukaryota, Metazoa, Arthropoda, Malacostraca, Decapoda, Penaeidae. The transcript is spliced from 3 exons. Bases 1 to 792 code for a protein of 263 amino acids. The record is from RefSeq and is a predicted model, not a curated record.
AUGGUAUUCUCCCUGCGCCAGCUCCAAGAGAAGUGCCAGGAACAGCAGAUGCCUCUCUACCUUGCCUUCAUUGAUCUAACAAAGGCGUUCGACAUGGUCAGCAGGAGCGGACUCUUCCAGCUCCUUAAGAAGAUUGGCUGUCCCCCACACCUGCUUGCUGUCGUCACGUCAUUCCACUACAACAUGCGCAGCACAGUGAGCUUCAACGGUGUCACGUCCAGGGUUUUUUCUGUCAGUAGUGGUGUAAAGCAGGGCUGUGUCCUUGCGCCGACACUCUUUGGCAUCUUCUUCUCCAUGCUCCUUCAGUACGCCUUCAAGGACUGCAGCGAAGGGGUGUACAUCCACACCAGAGCCGAUGGCAAACUCCUCAACAUUGCCCGUCUCCGUGCCAAGACCAAAGUGAGAGAGGUGCUCAUUCGCGAGAUGCUCUUCGCCGAUGAUGCAGCCCUAGCCUCGCACACAGAAGAAGGUCUGCAGCAGCUUGUCAGUCGAUUCUCCGCCGCCUGCAAGGAAGACAUGAAGCAGUGCAACAUCGAUGUCUCCUCCUGGGAGAGCCUCGCUGAGGACCGGCCUUCCUGGCGCUCAACUGUGAAAUCUGCCGUUAAGGAGGCCGAGGACGCGAGAAAUGCUGCUCUGGCCGAGAAGAGAAGAAGGCGAAAGCAGAGAGAGCGCCAGCCACAACAACAGUCAACGUUCGUCUGUGACAAAUGCCAGAGGGAUUGCCAUUCGCGGCCCAAAAAGAUCACAGCCAGGGCUACGAGCCACGUGCAGGCCUUUGGAAUGCGCUUAUGA